AUGCCAUCUUAUCAAGGAAAUAGAAAUAAAGAUCAUUAUAACCUGAAAAGUUUCAGGAGUAAUAAUAACAGAAAUGCGGGUGGUGCACCUAGAUCUUAUCGUCCAUCAUCAUCAUCUUACAAGGCAAGACAAAAUUUAUAUCAACAGCAUAGUAUAUCACAUAACAAAGCAGAUCAAUUACAAUUAUGGAUGGGUGAUAUAGAUUCACAAUGGAAUGAAGAAUUUUUAAUGAGAUUAUGGACUGAUUUAGUCACGAAACCAGUGUCAGUCAAAAUUAUAAGAGAUAAAGCCAAUCCGUCAAAAUCUGCUUAUUCAUUCAUUACAUUUCAAUCACAAGAGUCAAUAGACUUAGCUUUACAAAGAAAUGGUCAAAAAAUACCGCAUUCCAAUAAGACUUUCAAAUUGAAUCAUGCAAGUGGUGGAAAAAGUCAAAGUGGUUCUCAUGAUCAAACUACCGAAAAUACGCUUUUCGUUGGUGAUAUAGCCCUUGAAGUUAAUGAAGCUACAUUAUUCUCAAAAUUUAAUCUCAAAUAUCCUAAUCAAAUACAAUCAGCUAAGAUAAUACUCGAUAUAAAUACUAAAAAAUCAAGAGGUUUUGGAUUUAUAAAAUUUCUGAAUGGAGAUGUUAUGCUUAAGGCAUUAGAUGAAAUGCAAGGAAUGAUUAUUGGACUGAAAGCUAUUAGAUUGGGUAUUGCAGCAGGCUCAGAGACGACAAAUACUACCUCUCAAAAGGAGACAAAGAUAGAUUAUCAUAAGAUACCAAUUGCACAACAUCAACCAGAGUUAAAUAAAUGGACAGAUCAAAAUAAUACAAGUAUGCUAAUAAGUGGACUAAAUACAAAAUUUACAAUUAGAGAAAUAGAGAACUUAUUAUUGGGGUUUGGAAACGUCAUUUAUGUUGAAUUGGCUCAAGAUUUUGAUAAAUGUUAUGUGAAAUUUUUAAAUAGACAUGAAGCAGAGCAGGCAUUUUUAUAUCUUCAUGGACUGGUCAUCAAUGAAUGCAGAUUGAAAGUAUCAUGGGGUGUUUCUGUGCCCGUUAAAGAUGGUGCUGUCAAAUUUAAACCUAAAUUGGUAAAUGAAGGUAAAUAUGAGAAGAAUAUUGAUGUUCCAUCUAUUUUUAUUACAAAUGAGUAUGUUAAUAAGAGAUUAGAUAUUAUAAAUGAGUCAGUUAGAGGUCUGUUGUUCAAGUUGGAUGGAAGUGAACCUAAAUCAAUUAUUGAAAUUAAUGAUUUAUAUUUUAACAAGAAAUUAAAUCAAUUUGAGAUUUUAAAUGAUAGUUUAUAUUAA
Molecule: messenger RNA, 1287 nt
Organism: Insectozyma verbasci
Lineage: Eukaryota; Fungi; Ascomycota; Pichiomycetes; Serinales; Debaryomycetaceae
Source: the annotation of a GenBank genome assembly